Molecule: messenger RNA, 1869 nt
Organism: Stylonychia lemnae
Lineage: Eukaryota; Ciliophora; Spirotrichea; Sporadotrichida; Oxytrichidae
Source: the annotation of a GenBank genome assembly
AUGAGUGAAACAAAUGAUAAUGAUUGUGGGGAUUCCAAAGAAAUAUAGAUUACAAAUGCAUUUGAUUAAAGCCCCAAGAAAUUACUGAUGAUAAAAUUAGUCAAUGAAACAACUGAUACAAAUAAUACUGAAUAGAAUAAUACAGAUCCUGGCAAUGGAUAAGGGAAUGACACUAAUAAUGACACAAAUCCAGAUAAUAUGGUAAAUGAUACCAAUGAUGGAAACUCUACAGAUAAUACCACAGAUCCAACAGACCCAGGAGAUGGUGCCUAAAAUCAAACAGAUCCAGAUAAUUCCACUGAUCCAACAGACCCAGGAGACGGUACCUAAAAUUAAACAGAUCCAGAUAAUACCACUGAUCCAACAGACCCAGGAGAUGGUAUUUAAAAUCAAACAGAUCCUGAUAAUAAUGGAGAUAAUAAUACUGAGCCUAAUAAUAACGAAGAUCAAGUUCUGAAUCAAAUUGUGACUCCUGAUGCAGGGCGAGCUUUACAAGAAGUCCCUGACAAUUUUAGAAGAUGUAGCUAUGAAUUAUAAUUAGGGAACGAUGUUUAAACAUUUUUAUAAGGGGUAAACAAGACUAUUCAGAUAAAUUUCUCUGUAUUCAACGAAUCAAAUCAGGUUAUGUACGUGAUAAACUAAUAAUCAAAGUUAGUAUUUAGAGUAAAUAAUGGUACUUAAUCCUUCAACAUAACUUCACCGGGUUAGAUUGGAAUAUUUGGAAUAAUGGAUCUUACUUCUGAUAGAGAUAUUGCCUUAAUGUUAAAUUUGUAAAAAUUCGAAAUCAUCAAUCAAGCUAAUGACACUAAUAUGGAGGUCAAAGAUAAUAACCCUCUUAAAGUAGACGAUGAUGGCUUGGGUGAUGGUGCUAUUGCAGCAAUAGUAAUAUGCUUAAUUGCUGCAGUAGGACUAUCAAUAGGAGGAGUUUUCUAUUGGCUAAAAUGCGUUAGAAAGGUUAAAAUUGAACUUAAAGAUUAGAUUCAUAAGGAUAUUGUGGAUACCUAACCUCACGAGUUAAAUGAAGGAACAUCAAAUGAUAAGUAGAAUAAAUAAAAAUUUAAAAAAUAAAAAGAGCAAGAUAAAUUUGAUGAUUAAAAUUUGAAAGACUCUAGAGAAUUGUAGGAUGCAGCAGAAUAUGGAGAAGAGCAAGUAGAAAAUGAAGAAACUUUGAAAGCAGCAGAUAUGUCAGCAAAUCAUCCAAUACUUGAAAGGUCAAAUCUUUCCCAAAAUGAGGAUAGGAUAGAUUAUAAACUAGGCACAGAAUCAAGGUUAAAUAGCAAUGCCAAUUAUAAUCAGUUUAGUAACUAGACCUAAAACCAAGUUUCUAAGAAAAAGUCUUCCAUUAGGGAUACUAAGAAUUAACCAAUGGAGUAAUCUCUUAAAAAGAAUGAUACCUCUAAGAAAACUAAAACCAUAGAAAGCAGUCAAUCUCAGAAAGACAUACAGUAAGAUAACAAUUAGAGCACUGAAGGAAAUUAAAAUAAUAGCCCUAUAAAACAAGCAAGUUUUGCUAAUCAAUCCAGAAAUGAGAAUUAAAAUAUUUCAUAGAAUAAUUCAUCUAUAAGGGAGAGGCCAAAAACUGCUGGAACCAAGCAAAAAGCAAAACCUGAAAAACUUUUCUAGAAAGCGAAGACAAAGAGAAUGAAUAAUAGAUCUGGAGAUAAACUUUCAGAUGGGGAAGAUAGUCAGAGCCCAGAAAACAAUAAGAGAAACUAAAACCAUUCCCCUGAUUUCUUAGCUAAUUUUGGAGGUGCUGAGUAAAUAAACUUUACCAAUGAGGACUCAGAUUAUAAUAAGAGCUUCAACAAUGUAAACGACGACUAAGCAGAGGAGAUCUUGCAUAAAGGAAGAAAAAGAAAAUAAAAAUGA